AUGAAUGACGGCUCAGAUUUUGAUGCUACUGCGACCUCGUCUGCUGCCCAGCGACAGGUCCGCGUGCAGCUCACCAGCAAACAAGAAGAUAUUGCGCUGCCAGAUAACGCUGGACCAAUCUUGGUUCCUACAAGUUUGCGACGAUAUGCGCUUUCGACACUGGUGAACAACCUCCUCGGUAACGACAAACCGAUCCCAUUCGAGUUUUUGAUCAAUGGUACAUUUCUGCGGACUUCGAUCGAUGAAUAUCUGACCGCCAACGGUAUCUCUGCGGAGACGACUUUGGAGAUUGAAUAUGUCAGAGCAUUGAUUCCCCCGCUGCACAUUGCAUCCUUCCAGCAUGAUGACUGGGUCAGCUCGACUGAUGUGCUCUCUGCAACCUCUCCCGCUUCCAGCUGGGCAUCAGCAACAAUUUCUCAAGGCCAGGAGAAGAUCCUUUCUGGUAGCUACGAUGGCUUGCUUCGGGUGUGGAACAUGUCAUCUCAGAUUGUCGCGACUUCCCCAGCGGCCGCCGAUGGGGGGCAUACGGCAUCCAUCAAAGCGGCCAAAUUCGUUACUCCGAACCAGAUCGCAUCGGCGGGCCUCGAUCGUACAGUCCGUCUAUGGAAGUAUUCUGAGGGUGAAGGAGGGUUCACAGGCACAAUAGCUCCCCAGCUCGAGCUGUACGGACACAAGUCUGGCAUUAACUCUCUGGCCGUGCACGCACCCUCGAAUCGUAUACUCUCCGCCUCCUCAGAUCAUAGUGUCGGCUUCUGGUCGACCAAGAAAUCGGACGCCCCCGCCGCGCCAGAGGACCUGCUGCCAUCGGCCGCCUCGAGAAGCUCUAAGAGGAGAAAGCUGAACUCUUCCGUGACUGUUCCCCAGCGAGGGCCAUUGGCACUUUUGUCCUCGCACACCGCGCCCGUAUCGGCUGCUAUAUUCGAUGCGAAGGACUCGACAGUUGGUUACUCGGCUUCUUGGGACCACUCGUUGCGCACAUGGGACCUUGUCACCACUACUCUGGUGGACACCCGGACGACGUCUCACUCGCUGCUUUCCCUUGAGCAUCUUCCGGAGCUCAGCCUGCUCGCUGCGGGAACAUCCGCGCGUCACAUUACUCUCAUUGACCCCCGCGCAUCAGCGACGACAAUCUCCGCGUUGACAUUGCGGGGUCACACGAACGCCGUCGUCUCCUUGGCUCGCGACCCUCACAGCACAUAUGGUUUGAUCAGUGGGAGCCACGACGGCACAUGUCGCAUCUGGGAUAUCCGUGCCACGAAGACCGAUAAAGACGGUGUCGUUGGCGAGAGCGUCUACUCCAUCUCACGGAAGAGUCUGGAGGAGCAAGGAAAGUCUGAUACUAAGCGCGUCGGAGGGGAAGGUGUCAAGGUCUUCAGUGUUUGCUGGGACAAGACAGUCGGCAUUGUUAGUGCGGGAGAGGACAAGAGGGUUCAGAUCAACCGGGGCGAAGGCGUAUUGUCGGCAUGA
Aspergillus viridinutans is the source of this 1467-nucleotide messenger RNA. Its product is annotated as WD repeat WDR12/YTM1 family ribosome biogenesis protein. The transcript is spliced from 2 exons. Gene Ontology annotation, cellular component: preribosome, large subunit precursor. Gene Ontology annotation, molecular function: protein binding. Gene Ontology annotation, biological process: ribosome biogenesis. The record is from RefSeq and is a predicted model, not a curated record. Bases 1 to 1467 code for a protein of 488 amino acids. NCBI's taxonomy places the organism in Eukaryota, Fungi, Ascomycota, Eurotiomycetes, Eurotiales, Aspergillaceae.